AUGAGCGAAGCAAAUACCACAGAUAUACGAGCCCUUCUCUCUCAGGUGGCGCCACCAAAAGCUCUAGGACGCAAUCACGCAGUCUCUUUCACCAGUCGUUCCAAUGAACGCAUAUUGACCAACGAAGAUCGAUAUUUCGCAGAAGACUGGGACCUGGCAAACGGCGUUUGGAAACUGGCAUUUGUGCUCGAUGGUCAUGGUGGAACUGCAACAGUUGACUUUGUGCUUGAGAAUCUGCCUUCGGUGCUCAAGGCGGCUCUGGUCUCUGGUAUAGAUUCGUCAACGCUUACCCUCGACGAUGCGGCUGUGGCCAGAAUCAUGUCUGAAGCCCUUCUCAGCCUCCAAGAUCAACUCACGAACGAGUUUCUUUCGCUCAUCCCGACAAAACCUGAUGACCUUGCCGCUUUCGAUGCUAAGGCUACCUUCCAAGACAGAACAGGAAAGCCAGGUGUAAUCCUCCGGCGUGUCAUGUCGGGCACAACUGCUUCUGUUGCUCUGAUAGACCCCACGAACCGUGUUCAUAUCGCUGGUGUUGGGGAUUCUGAUGCCUUCCUUUGCUUUACCUCGAGCGCCGAUGAAACAGACUGGGACUGUUGCAGUAUGGGUUUCGCUCACCGAUGCUCCGACCCAAUGGAAGCGGCGCGUAUAUUGGGAGAGCACCCCGGAGAACCAGACUGCAUAAGUCAAACCGGAGUGCCGAGACUCCUUGGUUGGCAUGUUCUCAGUCGAGCAAUGGGCAACAUUUAUUUCAACCUUCCUAUUGACAUCCUGCGAAUCCUCGACGUCGGCCUCGGAGAAGAAAAGCCGUUCAACGAGGCCUUUCUCCGUCUAUUCAAGACCCCGCCCUACCUCUCUCACAUUCCCCAAGUUUCUCAUGAAAGUCGUCCGACACAGAAGUUCCUCAUCCUCGCAUCAGACGGACUGGGCCAUUUGAUGCAGCGGAGGCUUACUGGGGCCGAUUCGGUUGUCUUGGGUCGGAUUUGUGCAAAUGCGGUGGCUCGCGCCGAGGCGGCUGGCCAAAAUCUCGCUGAAGCGGUUCUUUGGGAGGCGAUGGGUGGUGACGGCCCAGACAAUUUGUGUCUGUCUGCGAUAAACGGCACAGCGAAAGGCCGCGUAGAUGACACCACGGUCGUGGUCAUACCGCUGUGA
Molecule: messenger RNA, 1149 nt
Organism: Mycena indigotica
Lineage: Eukaryota; Fungi; Basidiomycota; Agaricomycetes; Agaricales; Mycenaceae
Product: Serine/threonine protein phosphatase 2C
Exons: 4
Coding region: 1-1149 (382 amino acids)
Biological process (GO): protein dephosphorylation
Molecular function (GO): protein serine/threonine phosphatase activity
Source: RefSeq, a predicted model, not a curated record